Otolemur garnettii (small-eared galago) is the source of this 513-nucleotide messenger RNA. It is a transcript of the gene RNASE12, whose product is annotated as ribonuclease A family member 12 (inactive). NCBI's taxonomy places the organism in Eukaryota, Metazoa, Chordata, Mammalia, Primates, Galagidae. Gene Ontology annotation, molecular function: nucleic acid binding. The transcript has 2 exons. The coding region runs from base 1 to 513 and encodes 170 amino acids. The record is from RefSeq and is a predicted model, not a curated record.
AUGUUACCUGUGAGAGUGACAGCAGAAACGACAGGAGUUAAAGCCAGAGAUGUGAAGGGAAUCCUACCCGUGAUGAUAAUAAUGGUGAUAGUUUUCUUGCUGCUUCUGUUCUGGGAAAAUGAGCUGAGUGAGGAUGCAAUACAGGUGUCAACGCUGGAGCACCUGCACGUGGACUACCCUCACAGUGACAUUCCUGUAAGGUACUGCAACUACAUGAUCAUACACAGAGCCAUCAGGGAGCGUGACCGCACUUGUAAAAAGCAGCAUGUCUUCAUCCAUGAGAGGCCAAGAAAAAUCAAUAAUAUUUGCGUUUCUCCCAAGAGGGUGGCUUGCCGAAACCAUUCUGACAUUCUCUGCUUCCAGAGCGAGACAAUGUUCCAAAUGACAGUCUGUCAGCUAACUGAAGGCACCACAUAUCCUGCCUGCAGGUACCACAUUUCCCCCAUGGAGGGGUUUGUUCUUGUCCUUUGUGAUGAAUUGGGGCCAGUGAAGUUCCUGGGAUAUGUCGAAUAA